Pongo pygmaeus (Bornean orangutan) is the source of this 2187-nucleotide messenger RNA. It is a transcript of the gene MRAP2, whose product is annotated as melanocortin 2 receptor accessory protein 2. Gene Ontology annotation, cellular component: endoplasmic reticulum; plasma membrane. Gene Ontology annotation, biological process: protein localization to plasma membrane; regulation of adenylate cyclase-activating G protein-coupled receptor signaling pathway. The record is from RefSeq and is a predicted model, not a curated record. NCBI's taxonomy places the organism in Eukaryota, Metazoa, Chordata, Mammalia, Primates, Hominidae. The transcript is spliced from 4 exons. Gene Ontology annotation, molecular function: corticotropin hormone receptor binding; signaling receptor regulator activity; type 3 melanocortin receptor binding. The coding region runs from base 167 to 784 and encodes 205 amino acids.
CGCUGCGGGUCGGGAGCGCGCGUCUCCGCCGCACCUGGGAUCCAGGAACCACUCGCCUGGCCCUGGGCGGUGGGAGGCAGCGGCGGCGGCGCUCGCGCACCUCGGAGGAGCCAGGAGCCGGAACCAGGGCCAAGCCCGCGGGCCGGGGCGAGCCAGCCGGUUGGAGAUGUCUGCCCAGAGAUUAAUUUCUAACAGAACCUCCCAGCAAUCGGCAUCUAAUUCUGAUUACACCUGGGAAUAUGAAUAUUAUGAGAUUGGACCAGUUUCCUUUGAAGGACUGAAGGCUCAUAAAUAUUCCAUUGUGAUUGGAUUUUGGGUUGGUCUUGCAGUCUUCGUGAUUUUUAUGUUUUUUGUGCUGACCUUGCUGACCAAGACAGGAGCUCCACACCAAGACAAUGCAGAGUCCUCAGAGAAGAGAUUCAGAAUGAACAGCUUUGUGUCAGACUUUGGAAGACCUCUGGAGCCAGAUAAGGUAUUUUCUCGCCAAGGCAACGAGGAGUCCAGGUCUCUCUUUCACUGCUACAUCAAUGAGGUGGAACGCUUGGACAGAGCCAAAGCUUGUCACCAGACCACAGCCCUUGACAGUGAUGUCCAACUCCAGGAAGCCAUCAGAAGCAGUGGGCAGCCAGAGGAGGAGCUGAACAGGCUCAUGAAGUUUGACAUCCCCAACUUUGUGAACACAGACCAGAACUCCUUUGGGGAGGAUGAUCUUCUGAUUUCUGAACCACCUAUUGUUCUGGAAACUAAGCCACUUCCCCAGAUCUCACAUAAAGACCUGGAUUGAGAAACAUGCUCUGUAAAGGGUCUUCCUGAAGAUGUGGAUUCUAUCUUUAUGUAGCAAGAAAUCUACAUCCACCAAAAUUGUGUGUGUUUAGGGGAGAGAGAGACACAGAGAUAGAGACAGAGAGACAGAGAAGAGACCCCUUUAGAAGAGAGCUGAGCUGAUUAAGCUGAGUGGUUUUUUGUUUUGUUUUGUUUUUGCUUUUUAAUACAUUUGGAGCUUUGGGGGUAUUAAAGUAUUUACACCAAACUUGUCCAACCCGCGGAAUGUGUCCCAGGACAGCUUUGAAUGUGGCCCAAUACAAAUUUUAAACUUUCUUAAAACAUGAGAUUUUUUUUUUUUUUUUGCUAUUUUUUUUUUAAAGCUUAUCAGCUAUCGUUAGUGUUAGUGUAUUUUAUGUGUGGCCCAAGACAACUCUUCUUCCAAUGUGGCACAGGGAAGCCAAAAGAUUGGACACCUCUGAUUUAUACUAGCUCGUCUUGCUUGUUGAAAAAUUUGGCCAAAUACUUAUUGUCAGCAUUCUUGGGUGAGGAUUAGCCUACCAUGUUCUAAUCUGGCCCUGCCGCUACUGUGCUCUACCUUUAGCGAGUUGCUUUACCUCUCUGGGCUGCCCCAUUUUUAACUGUAGGUUGACAGGUCUGGAGUGAUCCAUCCCACCUCUAAUAUUUUGUGAAUUUAUGACUUUGCCUUCAGAUGAGGCUGAGCUAUACAUAAAACAGUAUAAACUAGGGUACUGCCUCGUAUCUCUUGUAGGCUCUCCCAAAUCUCUGUACCUUCCACUCAACCCUAAUUGAGCCAAGCUUUAGUCAGGGGAUCUGGGUGUCUACCAGAAUGUCAGGAGACUCAUCUUACACAGUCACGGUGGCCAGUGUUGCUGGUGGGUUGUGCUGAAACAGCUCUUCUGAGAACUUCCAACCACCCAUGCUCUAACCUGGGGACAGCCAUCCCCUGCCUCAGAAUAAGUACCAAUUCGUAGUACAUGCAUGGUACUCUUGUCCCCAGGAAAUGUUAGAAAGCUUGUAAGCUGGGUGAGAGGAGGUGCCUUCUGGGUAUCUCUGUGUUGGUGUAUCUGUGCCAUUGGCUACAGAACAAGAAAAAUACUAUUUGCCGUGCUGUUACCUUGGCAGAUGUGUAGGUGAUAGUCAUCUGGCUUUGAGCUGAGAUGGUCAGUGGGUUGUAAAUUCCCUACUAGCAGAUAUUCAGGGUGGCCUGAGUUAUGUAAAUAAGUGAGCAACACAGCUUUAAUUUCAUGGAGGAAUCAAAGCUGCACACUGGUAUUAAAACAACUUGAUUUUGUGCACACAGUUGCAUGCAUGGCAAGCUGUUAACCUCUGGGUGGCAUUUUCAUUAUGAAUUUGUUCACCACCUGUCUUGCUUAAGCUACAAAAUAAAUGCAUUUGACUGCA